Messenger RNA from Olea europaea var. sylvestris, 2409 nucleotides. Its product is annotated as double-stranded RNA-binding protein 2-like. NCBI's taxonomy places the organism in Eukaryota, Viridiplantae, Streptophyta, Magnoliopsida, Lamiales, Oleaceae. Gene Ontology annotation, molecular function: double-stranded RNA binding. The transcript has 3 exons. Bases 230 to 1714 code for a protein of 494 amino acids. The record is from RefSeq and is a predicted model, not a curated record.
AAAAAAAAAAAAAGUCAAAACCUAUCCCUGGUAAAUGUAAGCAAACUAACCGGAAAACCCCUCGAUCUCAAUUCUAGCCUUCUUUGAUUCAAUUAUUCGAUCCUUUUUCUUUUCAAGUACAUCGAACAGCAUGGAAAAUAAUGAAAAUCGAAGCAAUAUACCGAAGAAAAUUAUGAGUGGGUAUAGUUAAAAUUGGUAUUAUUUUGAUUUUGUUUACUUUUUUGUAAAAAUGUAUAAGAACCAGCUCCAGGAGCUGGCGCAGCGGAGUUGCUUCAAUCUUCCAUCGUACGCGUGCAUCAGGGAAGGUCCUGAUCACGCUCCGAGGUUCAAGGCCACCGUUAAUUUCAACGGCGAGACGUUUGAGAGCACUAGCUACUGCUCGACGCUUCGACAGGCUGAGCACUCGGCUGCCGAAGUGGCCCUCAAUGCCCUUGCUAGCCGUGGUCCCUCCAACUCCCUUGCUGCCAGAAUUCUGGAUGAGACCGGUGUCUAUAAGAAUCUCUUGCAGGAGGUCUCACAAAGAGUGGGAACAUCUUUGCCUGCAUAUACUACUUUCAGAUCAGGCCUAGGACACCUUCCCAUCUUCACCUGUACUGUAGAGUUGGCAGGCAUUAUAUUUACUGGAGAGCCAGCUAAGAACAAAAAGCAAGCAGAAAAGAAUGCGGCAAUGGAAGCUUGGUCAUCUCUGAAAUUAUUAGUGCAACAAUUUGAGAGUUCAACAUCAGAAAGAACACACAAGGAUGAGCAGGAGCAUGUAACAGUAACUCGUGCUCUGCAAAAGUAUCUCAUACAGGCGAAAUUGGCAAAGUUAUCAUUGCCAAUAAAAUUUCCUACAUCAAGUUCGAGGUCAUCAAAUACCCAGCAGCCUACAGCUACAUCGUCAAAAAUUUUGCCUUUAAUAUGCCCGAGGGCCGCUCCUCGUAACGAGCCUAUUAUGGCUGUGAACAACAAAGCAUCCCCAAAAACUGCUAGGACAACUCAAAGUAAACCAGCAAUUUCUAGCACAAAUGAGAGUUCCACGUCAUUGGUGGAGAACCAUCCGGUUGGGCCUCGAAAGUUCCCUGCAGUUGGAGCAGCACCCUACAUUCCAGUCCGGCAUUUUAACCCAGAUCAUAGACUUGCACCACCAGUGACAAUAAGAAAUGCAAUUCCUGUUUUCUCUGCAACACCAUUUCCUCCACCUCAGACUUCACUAAUGAUGAGGCCUCAACCUUUGUGUAUGGCACCACCUGUCUGCAUGAGAAAGGCUGUUCCCGUAUUUGCUGCUGCUCCUGUUAGGGUAGAGGAGAUCCCUAUGUUACGUUCAACAAUUCGAGUAGCGGAUCCACGGAUUUCCGGACCAACUAAGGUUGAGGAACCAUCAGGUUUUAAAUUUUCCAAGGUUCCUGUAGAGGACCCACCUGUUUCCAAAGCAACACCUUGUAGACUGGACGAGUCACAAUUGUCCAAGGUUUCUCUGGUUCAAAUUGAGGAACCUCUGGGUUCAAAGUUACAACCGGGGUGUGUAGAAGGGCCACUGGAUUCUGAGGUUCGGGCAGUUGAAGUUGAGCCCUCAGUAGCUCAAGCCUCAAUAGUUCAAGUUGAGUCCCCAGUUUCAUUGGUUAUUGGUCCUGCAGCGAGUUCAAAAGCUCCUGCAGAAGAAUCUAUGAUUGCAGCACAGGACAAACUUCGGGAGUCUCUGGAGACUGAAGGCUUUAAAGGGAUAAAAAUAUGAAAAAUUUAGGUAGGGAAUUUUUAAUAGCAAUAACCUUUGGUAAGAUCCGUACUGGCUUCUUUAUCAAGAUUUUGAUUCUCCUUUUCUUUUAGUUUCCCUUACCUGCUAGGAUUGGAAACUACUGGAACAAAAAUAUCAGAAGCAGUGAUAUAGAAAUAUCUGGUACAUGAAGCUCACAAGCUUUUGAGCUAAAUCCUUCAUUUUCCUCCUCUGAUGGAAAGUGGGAAGGAGGCAAGAUAUACCCGACCUGUCUUUCCUUGUUUAGGGAGAAUUUUAUGUGAUGUCACUUCAGCCAAAGCUACCUUUAAAGUUUCUAAGCAUUUGGCUACUGCUUUUCUGGUUUUUGAAAACUGAACUUCAAAAAAUAUCAGACGUGUUGUAAUAAUAGUGGCUAUAAAUCUACAAGGAAUUUGGAAUAUGAAGUCUUUGUUGCUCCGGGAGUCUAUAUCCUGUCACGCAUAGCCUUCAUUCAUAGGCAGAAUUGCACGUAUCGUUUAUUUUAAUCUAGCAGCUCUAUCGUAGUUUGAGCUCGAGAUCUCUGUUUUUAAGUGUAUUCGCUCAGGGUAUGUCUGUAUAUUUCUGAGUUUCUUCAUGGGUAUACUCAAGCGUUCUCGUUGUUGACUUGUUGAUAUAAUGAAAGACUAAAACAUGGAAAUUCCAACAUUGAAAUUCAAAUGUUUUCUUUUUCAUGGUCA